This is a messenger RNA of Colletotrichum navitas, 1400 nucleotides long. Its product is annotated as alcohol dehydrogenase GroES-like domain-containing protein. The coding region runs from base 213 to 1259 and encodes 348 amino acids. The record is from RefSeq and is a predicted model, not a curated record. The transcript has a single exon. Gene Ontology annotation, molecular function: oxidoreductase activity, acting on NAD(P)H. NCBI's taxonomy places the organism in Eukaryota, Fungi, Ascomycota, Sordariomycetes, Glomerellales, Glomerellaceae.
GUUGCUAGAGCCGUCACUUAUUCCUGGCGAACAGGCGCGACGCUUAAAAAUAUGGAGAGGAGAAGAUCUUAAGCAACGGUAGGUAGACUAACUUUCAAGUUUAGUAUAUAAAUGCCCAAGAAGCCCUAUUGAUCAGAACCUGCCCGGCCAUCGAACAACAAAACACUUUUGUUACUCGAACCACACACACACACACGAUCACGUUGCCCAAAAUGAAAGAAGCAAUCGUUAAUGUUGAUAUCUCGGUUACGGUCAAGGAUUCUCCCAUCCCCACCCCAGGGCCUGGCGAGCUCCUCAUCAAGGUUAUUGUCUCUGGCACGAACCCCAAAGACUGGAAGCUUCCUCGAUGGUCGAACGUGGCCGCGAACUCUGGCGACGACGUUGCUGGGAUAGUUGAGACCGUCGGCUCUGAAGUAUACGAGUUCGCGAAAGGAGAUCGCGUGGCGGGCUUCCACGUCAUGCGUUCCGAGCAUGGCAGUUUCGCCGAGUAUGCCAUCGUCCCCGCCUUCUCAGCGUUCCACAUCCCCAAGAACGUGAGCUUCGAGGAAGCGGCAACGGUGCCGUUGGCGGCGUACACGGCUGCCACGGCACUAUUCCAUUCGCUCGAAGUGCCUUCGCCAUGGGAUCGGACCAGGGCAAAGAAGACGCCACUCAUCAUUUACGGUGUGAGCACGGCGAUCGGCGCGUUUGGCGUGAAGCUGGCAAAAAAAGCGGGCGUGUACCCGCUCAUCGCCAUGGGCAGCAAGAACAGCGCGUUCGUCACGCCCUUGCUAGAGAAAGAGAAGGGAGACGUUUUCUUGGAUUACACUCAGUUCGAUUCUCAGGACAAAUUAGCGGAGAAGCUGAGGGAGGUCAUCAAGGAGACUGGGCAGCCUUGCUUUCGAGUCUUCGACACUGUCAGCGAGAACGGGUCGUUUGAGAUGCUCGGCAAGGCGAUCGCGGGACCACCGGAGGAGGGUACGGGCCUCAAGCCCAAGAUUACAACGGUGUUGCCCGGUAAGGACUACAACACAGUCGAUAAGAGCGUCGAGAUUGUUGUCACGAUUGUUGGACGCGUACACGAGGAGGAGGGAGAGGGACGAUUGUUUGGGCUCAUUUGGGCGAGGGCGUUCGCCGAAGGAUUGAGGACGGGAUGGAUGAAGGCUCAUCCAUUCGAAGUGGUAGAGGGCUUGCAGGGCGUUGAGCACGCUCUGAAGGGGUUGGAGAAUGGAAGCGUCCGUGCAAAAAAGAUGGUCAUUCGGGUCGCGGAGGGAAAUUGAUCAGAUACAACGCACUUCGUUAAUGUCUGCAGACUAGGGUGAGGCUCCGUUAUUAAAGUGCUUACAACAUGAAAGUGAGAAAUACCAAGAGUGCAUAGGUGAAUAUGACAUAUCUUCUUCCGAUUGGAGGAGCUUUGAGGG